AUGGUGUCUCUUACUGAUGUGCGCAAAUCGAAUGCGCAGAUCCCCACCGCUCUACCGAAGCAACUCGUCGCAGUGUUCGCAGGCGCAACAAGCGGUAUUGGCGAAUCAACACUCAAAACCUUUGUGAGCUAUGCAGUUGAACCACGCAUAUACCUGUUUGCGCGAACCCCUGCCUCGGCGGAGCGCGUCAUAGCCGAAUGUCGUCAACUGAAUCCUCAGGGGGAGUACAUAUUCGUCAAGGUGGACCUGGGCCUGAUCAAAGAGACGGAUCGAGCAUGUGAAGAAGUACAGAAUAAGGAAAAACUGGUGAACUUGGUGGUGCUGAGCGCCGGGGAGUUGAGCUUCGAUCGAAAGCUUACAUCUGAGGGCCUCAACCACUUCCUCGCAGCGUCGACUUAUACACGAGUGCGUAUUGUUCAGCAGCUCCUUCCCCUCCUCAUCAUCGCGUCCCAAACGACAUCCCUAGCACGUGUGCUCGACGUCGCAGGCGGCACCAAAGAAGGUGAGGUCAACCUUUCCGACCUCGGAGCCCUGAACAUGCCUUUGACGAGCUUACGACCUCAUUUGACAAGCAUGCACACACUGGCCUUGGAAGUCCUGGCGCAGCAGGCGUCGACAGUAAGCUUCGUUCAUGAUUUCCCAGGCGCUGUUCACAGCUCGUUGCACAAAAACGUAUCGGGGUGGGGAGGCUUGUUUUUUUUUAUAGUGAUGGAAACGGCGUAUUGGCUCCUGGGAAGGUUGUUUUAUGUCCCAAUCGAAGAGUGUGGAGAGAGGCAUGUGUUUUUCGCGACGAGUGAGCAGUACAAGCCGAAAGACGGGCGCGCGAAUGGUGUGUCGCUUACCGAGGGGAUGAUAAGUGGCACUGGAAGUGAUGGGCAAUCAGGAAGUGGUGUGUACUCUAUCGAUUGGGAUGGAGAGGGGCCUAGUAAAGGAGCGGAAAUUGCGUUGAGAGAGAUGAGGAGGAACGGCACACGAGAGGUCAUCUGGAGACAUUUUGAGGAACAAUUCGAGAGGGCAAGUCAGAGGGCUACAUCUUGA
Messenger RNA from Cucurbitaria berberidis CBS 394.84, 1038 nucleotides. RefSeq lists its product as uncharacterized. NCBI's taxonomy places the organism in Eukaryota, Fungi, Ascomycota, Dothideomycetes, Pleosporales, Cucurbitariaceae. Gene Ontology annotation, biological process: secondary metabolic process. The coding region runs from base 1 to 1038 and encodes 345 amino acids. The record is from RefSeq and is a predicted model, not a curated record. The transcript has 2 exons.